Trifolium pratense (red clover) is the source of this 1522-nucleotide messenger RNA. Its product is annotated as U-box domain-containing protein 54. The coding region runs from base 201 to 1010 and encodes 269 amino acids. Lineage: Eukaryota; Viridiplantae; Streptophyta; Magnoliopsida; Fabales; Fabaceae. The transcript is spliced from 4 exons. The record is from RefSeq and is a predicted model, not a curated record.
GUUUAUUUCCUUUAUCUAGUUGAGUAUCCCAAUGUUUAUUUGUUAGAUGAAAAUAAAAAGAUAAAAUCUUCUCUGUUUGAGUGUCAUUCCCAUCCCCUUCCUUCUUUCUUUCUUUACUAAUUAGAUAGAUAGAGAAGAGAAGAGAGAAAAUAAAACACAAACAAACUUGAUCCUUCUUGAUUCAAUUUCAACCAUUAAACAUGUCGGCCAAGUCAACGGAGACCUUGCAGCACCAUUCCCAGUACUCAUCAUCCUCCCAAAUUAUGUUCAACCACAACUACGCCACCGCCGGCAUGUGUGAGAUCACAGAGGAGGAAGAAGAAGUCCAGACAACCAUCAACCACCACCACCAGCUUGAUAAUGAAAUUGAAGAAGAAGAGUGUGUUUAUGUGGCAGUUGGUAAAAGUGAUACAAGCAUGGAAGCUCUCUCAUGGACACUCAACAACUUGUUCACUCAUCACUCUACCAAUACCAUGCUCUAUCUCAUACAUGUUUUCCCACAAAUCAAACACAUUCCUCAUCCACUGGGAGUAGGAAUGAUUGCAAGGAAUCAAGUGAGUGCAGAGCAGGUGGAGAUUUAUAUGGACCAAGAAAGAGACAAGAGGAGACAACUCCUUCACAAGUUCCUCCAUUCUUGCUCUAUUUCUAAGGUUAAGGUGGACACCAUCCUAAUAGAAAGUGACUUGGUUGCUAAGGCCAUCCUUGAUCUUAUUCCCAUUCUUCAAAUCACUAAUUUAGUCAUUGGUGCCAAUAAAUCCAAUAUAAGAAAAUCAAGAUCAAAGAAAGGAAAUGGUGGUGUUGCUGAUCAGGUAGUGCAGAAUGCACCACAAAAUUGCAAGGUUAGAGUUAUUUGUGAAGGUAAGGAAGUGAAUGAGCAAAUGAUGAUGAUGUCACAGUUACCCUCUCCUCAGAUAAUUACCACUACAAACUCUGCUAACAAUGAUAAUUCUGUGAACACUAAAGAAAAUGAUUCUGUUUUAUGUGUUUGUUUCAAGCCAAAGUUUAAAUAACUAUAUUCAUUCAUUGUGUUACUCAAUUACACAACAUAUAUAGCAAAGGGAUAUCAUAUACUAUAUAUAUAGCUCUGUCAAGUUCUUUGACUCAUGAUAAUGUAAAAUGGAUAUUUUGAAAUCUCAAUAUAGUGGAUAUGAAGUUUUAGAUUUUGAAAACAUAAAGAAUUAAUACACUUUUCCAUACAACAUGUUGUGUAGAGUUUGGUUUGUAUUGAAUUUGAGAUUGAAUUUGCCAGUAUUUGUCCCUUUCUUGAUUGUAAUAAUAAAAACAGCAAAAUUAGGUCCAUUAUUUGUGAACAUGGGUUAGGCUUCGGCAUUAAUCACACCAUUGUAUCAUAUGGUUGUAUUUACGUGUGGUUAGUGUUUUUCCUUUCAUUUUCUGGUUGGCACAAUAUUGUUAUCAUCACCUUGGUCACUAUAUUGUAUUCUUCCUUGGUUAUGUCGAAAUGAAAGGAAAUUUAGCAUAUCAUUUGUAGUGUUAAAAUAAAAAACAAAUUUUUUAGUGUGUU